Molecule: messenger RNA, 2535 nt
Organism: Mucor velutinosus
Lineage: Eukaryota; Fungi; Mucoromycota; Mucoromycetes; Mucorales; Mucoraceae
Exons: 12
Coding region: 1-2535 (844 amino acids)
Biological process (GO): poly(A)+ mRNA export from nucleus; protein import into nucleus
Cellular component (GO): nuclear pore
Molecular function (GO): structural constituent of nuclear pore
Source: RefSeq, a predicted model, not a curated record
AUGAACACGCUCAGUGAACGACUUCGACAGAUCCGAGUUAAAUCAGAUUUGAUGCUAGCAUCAAGUGAGCGAAAUCAAGUACCCAUCAUCAACAGAACAUGGGACCAGUUAGAACGAGAGAUGAAAUCCAUGGAUGAAAGAAUUCCACAUUCACAAGAACUCCAUGCUAAGGCACAUUAUUUUCUGGCAAGCAAUGGUAUUGACACUGAGUACGUAACAGCACCUAUCGACACAAGCAAUACCUUUACUCGAAUUGAGGUUGAAGAUGAUACAAAUAUCGAGGAAUUUCUGAAUGAAGAACACGAGAAGACAUUGAUUAGAAUCAUAGAAGCCAAUCGACAAGAAACAACCAACGACUUCCAAUCAUCCUACAAUCAACAAUUUGAAGAUAUCUUUCGCAGCAUCGAAGCCGAACGAAAAGAGGAAGCGGAAAACGUUGUUGAUUUUCAAGAAUUCGCCAAAUAUGACAGCACUUCUGGCAUCAAUAGAAUCAACGAAUACGCUGGUGUUAUCACCAACUUGAACACCAAUCGCUCUCAAGAUUUGGACUACGAUUUGAUCAAGGGCCUAUCCAACAUUCGCAACAUGUCUGAACUAAAAAAGGCUCAAGAUUGCACUUUGGAAACCUGGCACAUUAUGCAACAUUUAGUGGAUCAAUCAGACGUCCCUGGCAGAAAAGAAGGCCGAUUCAUCAAAACAUACGCCUCAGAGCCAUACCAAAGCUUUGCAGCUGUCAAAACCCGUCGUGCACUGAUAUCUGCCUCAACAUCAUGGUUGGAGCAACAAUCUCAUCAAUUCAUCAAUGAAACCUUGAAUCGACAUGCACAGAUCAUCAAAAUUGGAGGCAACCCCUUAUUCAACUAUCGCUUGCGUGCCUUCAUGGACCUCACCUUCAAGACAAGUUCUGGAUGGUCAGACGAUAGACUGGAGAUUGUGGACAAUUUACCCAUUUGGGCGUAUGUAUAUUACUUGAUCCGCUGUGGCCACUUGGAUAUGGCUGCCGACUUUGUGGAUACGCAUCGUGAAAUGUUUGCAACGGAACGCAAGUUUGUAUCCUAUCUCGAGCAAUAUGUCAAUGCAGAGUAUCACACCGUGUCUCCAUCUACACAAAAAGCGAUUCUUGCCGACUACAACAAAUUUGAAUAUGGCGAACAUGUGGUGGACCCUUACAAGCUGAUUCUGUAUAAAAUCAUGGGACGAUGCGAAUUACAUAAAAAGAGCCAGCCUGACAUCAUUCGCACUGUAGAAGAUUUUAUUUGGCUUCAGCUGACCAUGUUGAGAGAGGUGGUUGUGGAUGAAGAGACCAAUGCAUUAGAACGCUAUAGACUGGCUGAUGUUCAGAAGCAUGUGGCAUCUUACGGUAAUAGCUAUUUUGACCCAGACAACACCAACCCAUGGAUCUACUUUCGUAUCUUGAUCUUGACAUUGCAAUUUGAGAAGGCUAUUGGCUUCUUACACAAGGAUAAAAAGUACAGACUGGAAACAGUGCACUUUGCAGCAGCUCUAGCCUACCAUGGAUUACUCAGGAUUCUGCCAGCAAGCCGAAAAGACACCAAGAUCAUGUUGAUUACCGAGGAUGAGGAGAACCAAGUCUUGUACUUGAACUUUCAACACCUUCUCUAUCAUUAUAUCCAAGUAUUCUUUCCUGACUCGCGCCAAAAUGCAGUGCAAUACCUGUAUCUUUUGAGCAUCUAUUCUUCAGAAAACGGAUAUCCUGAUCAAUCCAUGGUUCACCUUGCUAGAUCGUAUGUGUGCAAGUACGUGAUCGACUCCAACGACGCCAAGGCGCUCUUGGGAACUUUGAAUGAUGAACAACAUCCUGGAUUGAUCGAACGUCAAAAGAGCCUGUUAUAUAUCAGAUCAAGAGAGCACUUCAUUGAAGCAAUUCUUUAUCCCACUGCUGAGCAAUGCAUACAAAGAGGACGCUGCUCUGAUGCCGUUCAUAUCUACAGCGUGGCACAUGAUUACAACAAAAUGGUGGAUGUCUUGGUCAAGGAACUCACUGACGCGCUGCAACAAUCUCACGCCGACAGAAUCGUUGAUCUUACGCUUUCUGAUGAGCCCAACACAGCCAUCAUUCAAUUCACCAAGGAAGCCAUGGACUACUAUACCAAAUUUGAGCCAUUCACAAAGGCGGUUACCGCAGAGAGACAAAAUACCAUCCGCAUCCUGAUCCAUCUCUUGCAGUUCCGUACAUUUUAUGACCAAAAGGAAUUCAACGUGGCAAUGCAGCAUUUGGAAAGCACAGACAUCAUUCCUCUCCGAUACGACCACCAGUAUAUUCUUCGGUUGGUAGAGCGUUUUAAUUCGCUGGAUGACAGUAUCAAAAAGAACGUGCCUGAAGUCUUGCUCAACACGAUGGACAUUUUGUACAAAACCUGGGUAUCUCUCCUCAACAGACCGACUGAGUCGAGCAACCAUGUAAAAACAGCCCAAGCAAUUCUCAUGUUUACUGGCUUAUUACAAUACAGCAUCCCUACAGACAUCAUUAUUCGUUUAAACAAGGCUGUGGUCGCCAUGACAAAGGGUAGAUGA